This is a messenger RNA of Micromonas commoda, 611 nucleotides long. RefSeq lists its product with no specific name. The record is from RefSeq and is a predicted model, not a curated record. The coding region runs from base 47 to 466 and encodes 139 amino acids. Lineage: Eukaryota; Viridiplantae; Chlorophyta; Mamiellophyceae; Mamiellales; Mamiellaceae. The transcript has 2 exons.
CGAGCGAGACGUCCCGCACGUUCCGCCGCUAAGCUAAACGAAUACCAUGCAGGCCAUCACCGCCUCCAACACCAUCGUCGCGCCCAAGGCCGCCGCGCUCACCUCGCGCCGCAGCACCAAGGCCCUCGCCUCCAGGCCCGUCGUCGCCAAGCGCGGCGUGAACGUCGUCGUGAAGGCCAAGGGUCCUCAGAUGGACCGCACCACCGGUUACAUCGGCGAGGACAACAGCGGCAAGGGCAACAUCUUCGCCAUCGAGCCCAAGCAGCUCUACACCGAGUCGCCCACCAGCGACAAGUACGCCAAGCAGGGCCUCGGCGGCAUCCCCGGCGCCCUCCUCGCGCUUGGCAUCGUCGCGGGCGUCGCGUUUGCCACCCAGAACCUCGGCUCCUUCGAGGAGAAGAACAACGAGUUCGCCAACUUCCAGGGAAAGCCCCUCACCUACUACAUCGAGACCUUCAGUAAGUAAGUUUAUGCUGUAUAGAGCGAUGUUGACGGGGCAGAGAGGAGGUUGAGAGUUGGACGGGAGCGUCGGAGUUGAGCGCGAUUGUAUUAUCGGAGUGUGAGCGUUCGAGUCCCUCGAGGGUUGUUGAUAAACAGAGCAGUUAUGACUG